Quercus lobata is the source of this 2126-nucleotide messenger RNA. RefSeq names its product alpha/beta hydrolase domain-containing protein 17B-like. NCBI's taxonomy places the organism in Eukaryota, Viridiplantae, Streptophyta, Magnoliopsida, Fagales, Fagaceae. Bases 320 to 1801 code for a protein of 493 amino acids. The transcript has 8 exons. The record is from RefSeq and is a predicted model, not a curated record.
UUGCCUCCAUAAUACAAGUAUAUAAACACAGACAAAUCAUAUAAAAGUCGCCGUCAGGCGACAAUACUCACUGAACAGUCCCUCACUUCUCUCUCCCAUUAUAAAACUCUUUUAAACCUUUAUUAAAAAUAUGAGCUUCCACGGCAAACUUUGACACGCUCCUUUCCUUUGACGCGCCACCACCAACUACCACGCGCCACCAAAUCUUCACCUUUUGUCAUCUUUCUCUUCUCUCAACUUUCCUUUCCUUUCUGAUCUGAGAAAAAAGAGGGGCUUUAAAGGCUUGUAUGAGUCUGUUUCCGUCGAUGAUAACAACAGAAUGGGCGGAGUCACGUCGUCGAUCGCGGCCAAGUUCGCUUUCUUCCCUCCGACCCCACCGUCUUACACUCUGAUCUCAGAAGACGACGCGUCGUCGUUGGAAACUCAACCUGUUCGCUUCUCUAUUCCUGAGGUUCCUAGGAAAAACAACGUGGAAGUACUCAAGCUUCGGACCAGAAAAGGCAACGAUAUCGUAGCUAUUCAUGUUAAGCAUCACAAGCCUUCCGCUACUCUGCUUUACUCUCAUGGAAAUGCUGCUGAUUUGGGUCAGAUGUUUGAGCUUUUCGUUGAACUUAGCAAUCGACUUCGUGUCAAUCUCAUGGGGUAUGAUUACUCUGGUUAUGGACAAUCAACUGGAAAGCCAUCUGAAUGUAAUACAUAUGCUGAUAUUGAUGCAGCAUAUAAAUGCCUUAAGGAGCAGUAUGAUGUUAAAGAUGAACAAUUAAUAUUGUACGGUCAAUCUGUUGGUAGCGGCCCCACCCUUGAUCUUGCUUCAAGAAUACCAAACUUGAGAGGAGUGGUUUUACAUAGCCCAAUUUUGUCUGGGCUGAGAGUACUGUACCCAGUCAAAAGAACAUUCUGGUUUGAUAUUUUUAAGAAUAUUGACAAAAUUGGCAUGGUAAACUGUCCCGUUCUUGUUAUACAUGUAAGUCAUAUUUACUUCAAAUUUCAUUUUCAUUCUCUUCUUGCUCUUCAUCAUGAUGGCCAUAUUCUUCUUGAUCUCUUUGAGUGUGGGUGGGUUCAUGUGGCUGGAUGCAAGUAUGAUUACUCUGGUUAUGGACAAUCAACUGGAAAGCCAUCUGAAUGUAAUACAUAUGCUGAUAUUGAUGCAGCAUAUAAAUGCCUUAAGGAGCAGUAUGAUGUUAAAGAUGAACAAUUAAUAUUGUACGGUCAAUCUGUUGGUAGCGGCCCCACCCUUGAUCUUGCUUCAAGAAUACCAAACUUGAGAGGAGUGGUUUUACAUAGCCCAAUUUUGUCUGGGCUGAGAGUACUGUACCCAGUCAAAAGAACAUUCUGGUUUGAUAUUUUUAAGAAUAUUGACAAAAUUGGCAUGGUAAACUGUCCCGUUCUUGUUAUACAUGGGACUUCUGAUGAAGUUGUGGAUUGGUCCCAUGGGAAGCAGCUUUGGGAGCUUUGCAAGGAAAAGUACGAACCCUUGUGGUUAAGUGGAGGUGGACAUUGCAAUCUUGAGCUUUACCCAGAGUUCAUUAAACACCUAAAGAAAUAUGUACAGACCAUUAGCAAAUCAAAAGCAACCACAAAUGGUUCUAAAAAACCUACAGUAGAAUCUGAUAAUCAGAGCAAAGCAUCUGAAACUGGAACUGCAGAUACAUUUGAAUUAAGUUCAGAUGUUCCAGAAGUUUCUAGAAACAGUUUAGAUAGCCGACUUGAGAAGUCCAGAAAAUCAAACAAGCCUGAAAAGUCUCGUAUGAGCACUGACCGUGUUGACAGGUUUAGACGAAGAAAGGGCUUAGUCUGGUGAUUAAUUUACACAGCAUUUCAAUAAGUUAUGUGCUAAUAUCUACUUGAGAAGGUAAAUCUAUUCACCCCAGCUUAUGUAAUGAUGUGAUCCUAGAUGGAAUAUAUCCAGUUGAGUGUGUUCCUUCACGUAAUUAUUUUUCUUUAUCUGUAUGUAUGCUCAAAGAUUGAGAGGAAUCUAGCAUUUUUUAUUUCUUCUCAUCUUUUGUAAAAUCAACAGCCUUAUGCAGUUUUAGCUAUUUUCUUUCUUUAGUCUCUUAAGUUGAUAUUCUAAUUGUAUGUAUUCUAUUACAGCAUUAUCAAACUCAAAAUUCAUGUAGUUUCAGAUA